AAGUAAAGCCCAGUUUGGGUUUAUUUCGGCCAGGGAGCGGCUGGCUCCGGCUCCCGGCGACCCAGCGCCCGCCGGCAUUUGGCUUGGGAAGAGAAGAGAAUAUAAAUCUAAAAUAGGAACCCAAAUGGCUUUCCAAGAAAAUUCUUAUUUUUGCCAUCUCUUCUUCAACCUGAUCUCAUCAGGAAAGGAAAAAAAAAUCUGCUGCAGGACCGCCAGCUGUCCCAGAGGGGCUGAGGAAGAGCGGGGCAAGCGGGGUGGGUGCCCAUGCACCCCAAGCCUCGCAGAUGAUGGGGGGAAACAGGUUGAAACCAGGUCAGAUAGGUCCAAACUGGGUCAGCAAGGUCUCAGCUAGCUCAGUCAGGCCGCAAACAGAUUCCUGCCGUGAUGCAAGGAGGGCGGCUGCGUCCUGCUCUGGGGGGCUGGCCUGGGGUCCCCCCCCCAGCCCCAGGAACCCUGGCCAAAGAGACAGUGUGGCUGCAGGACAGAGAGGGCAUGGGGGCCACGGGGUGCCGCGUCCCGUGGCCCCACUGCUUCUGUGGGUCCUGCCAGUCCCGCCAGCCCUUGGCAGCUGGGGGCAAGCAGGGCGGCCAGGGCUGGGCACCGGCACCGGGGCGGUUUGGCCGGGCAGGGGCCGGGGGUGCUGGCUGCAGCCACCCAGCGCUGGGGGGGCGGCGGGCGAGGAGCCAGGGGCAGCACCCGAUGAGAAACGAGGGUGCGUUGGGCAUCGCAGGCGGUUAGUGCUUGGCCUGAGCGGGGCAGCCCCCACGGGCCGGUGGGACCCCUUGGUGGGGGCCGAGACGCCGGGGGUCUCCCCAGGGGUUCCCUCCCCAGCACUGUGGCUCCCUCGUGUCCCCACGGACCCCUCGUGUCCAUGCAGUGAUGGAAUGGGGCAGCGGGGCGGCAGUUACAGCCCCCGUCGUGGGUGACCGUCCCAUGGAGGGAGCUCGGUCUCCCAUCACCCUCGUCCAGUUCCUUCUCCCACCGCCCUGCUCCUGUCCCCAUCAUCCUGCUCCUGCUCCCCCUGCUCCCAUCGCCCUGAUCCUGCUCCCACCCCUCUCCCACCUCCCCAACCUCACACCGCUUGCUCCAAGCCCCGCAGACCCCGUCGGGGGUCCCGCUGCCUGCUGCUGCCUGCACCGUCGCUGAGCCCCCCCACACCCUGGGGCACCCCGGCCGCUGCGGCUUGGCGUGAGGAAACCCUCUGGGCUGCAUUUGCGGCCAAAGCGGGGAGAAAAAACUGGAGGCUGAAGGCCUGGUGUUCGUUUGUGACCCGCCCGGCAUCCCACGCCGUGCGAGCAGCCCCGGCGCUGCGGCGGCCGGCUUCCUGCUGCGGGCAGGCGCUGCCUGCCAUGGCCCCGCUGCUCCCCGACGCUGUGGCCCCGUUCACAGGCUGGAGACCUGGGGAUUCCCCCCCAACCCCCCGCCGUAGAAGCACUUUUGCAGUGGGGAAACUGAGGCACGGCGCUGCGGGGCGGCUUCGGCAGCGUUCGGGCCGGGCCCCCGGCUCGUCCUGCCUGUACCCGGGGGUGCAGCGGUGCAGGCAGGCAGCCAGGCAGGGCGGGGGUCACGGCGCACCCGGCCCCGCCAUGGGCAGGAAGCCGGGUGUCAGGGCGGGAAGAGGAAGAGCGACUUCCCCAUCCGAGGGGGCAGGGUCCGGCCCAGCGGGGGCUCAGGGUGGGGGGCAUGGCCCCUUCGCCCUUCCCAGGCACGCUGCCUUGGCCGUGUAGCCCCGGGGGACGCUGGGGAAGAGCGUUUCCCCCCAGCCUGGGGCUCUGAGCCGACGCGGCAUCCCCGGCACCUCCGCUCCCUCCCCAUCGCUGCGGCAGGCUGCUGAAGGGGGACGCGAGGGACGCCAAGCCGCGGGGAUGCAGAGCAUCAAGUGCGUGGUGGUGGGCGACGGGGCAGUGGGGAAGACUUGCCUGCUCAUUUGCUACACCACCAACGCCUUCCCCAAGGAGUACAUCCCCACCGUCUUCGACAACUACAGCGCCCAGAACACGGUGGACGGAAGGACUAUUAACUUAAACCUGUGGGACACGGCCGGCCAGGAGGAGUACGACCGCCUCCGGACGCUUUCCUACCCCCAGACCAACGUCUUCAUCAUCUGCUUCUCCAUCGCCAGCCCGCCCUCCUAUGAGAACGUCAAGCACAAGUGGUACCCGGAGGUGUGCCACCACUGCCCCAGCGUGCCCAUCCUCCUCGUCGGCACCAAGAAGGAUCUGAGAAACAACCCCGAGACCAUGAAGCGGCUCAAGGAGCAGAACCAGGCGCCCAUCACCACCCAGCAAGGCAUCAGCCUCUCCAAGCAGAUCCGCGCCGUCAAGUACCUGGAGUGCUCGGCGCUCAACCAGGAGGGCAUCAAGGAUGUCUUCACCGAGGCGGUGAGGGCCGUGCUCAACCCCGUCCCGGCCAAGCCCAAGAAGCCCUGUGUCCUCUUGUGAUGGGGCUGCUGGUGACCAGCGAGAGACUAUCCUGCCCAUGCCCCGGUGCCCCCCAGAGCCCCCCUGCCCACGCCAGUGCCUCCCAGAGCUUCGCUGCCCACCCGGGGAUGGCGGGUCCGGGGCCGCCAGCCUGAAGCCGCCAGCUUUAAUAAUACAGACCUGAUUUGCACUAACUGGCCGUCUGCCCCGGGGGCAGCCGGGCUCCCCUAGCCCCGUGGGACCCCCACCCCGGCCCUGGCUGUCAGCGUUUGCUUUUGGGCGAGCCUCUCUGGUCCCGGCACAGAGCAACGCUUCCUGAGAAGGGGAUACCCAGGGUGGCUGAACCCCCGUCUCCUGACCUGAGCACCCCACAGAGACCUGCCCCCCCACCCUGAGCACUCCAUGGGGACCUGCCACCCCCACCCCCUGCACCAGCGCGGCUGCACAAGGCAUGGGGGGAGGUCCUCAGCCCCCCUGUGCCAGCCCCGGCGCUCGGCCACCCCCGAGCAUCCCCCUGCCCCGGUGCUGGCACGGCCCCAUCCUGCCAUGGGGUCCCGGCAGCCACACUGGGGGUCUCCUGGGGGGGUUGCUUGGGGUGAGCCCAGCCUGGUGCAGCAUCGCCGGCUCCCCGGGGCCGGCGCUGGGGGAGUCCAGCCCUGGUGAGAGCGGAGCCGGCUCUGCCAGAGGCGCGUGUUCCCACGCCGGCCGGUGCCGGGGCUCUGCAGGGCAGUGGGACUUGCCUGUGUAACCAGCCACUCCCUGAGUUGCUUUUUCUUAAAUAAAGAGACCUGCCCAGGC
This is a messenger RNA of Phalacrocorax carbo (great cormorant), 3218 nucleotides long. Lineage: Eukaryota; Metazoa; Chordata; Aves; Suliformes; Phalacrocoracidae. The record is from RefSeq and is a predicted model, not a curated record.